ACGUAUAAGCAGAUUUAUGGGUCAAGUUGUCCCCGGGAAGUUACAAAUAUAACGUUUUGCGAUACUAUAGACAGACGUAUAAGCAGAUUUAUGGGUCAAGUUGUCACACCUUUUUGAUAGUCUAUACGUUGUGAAAAAUACAACAUAAUAAAUCGAGACCACGUUUCUGACCGACCAACAUAAAUAUGGCUAUUAUAGAUGCGAUAUUCGGUGACAGUACGUUGAAAGUUCGCCUAUGGAUUCGAGCUAUAAUGUACAUUGUGUCGGCGUUGAUUGGAAUUGCGAUCGCUAUCUCGAUGGGCGUUGCACGUGGUGCGUUCCGUGGUAACUGUAUCCUGUACGGUUCUUGUAACCCACGAGGACGCUUGUUACUUUACAUUUUCGGAUCGCCGUCCCAUUGUAACUUCAUCAUCGGAAUGAACGCAGUACUGACUGUAAUCAUACCAGUAGGAUUAGCAAUCGUAUUUAUUCUAAUCACUCUGAAAAAAUUAGAGAUCGAUUUGACUCAAUUUGUGAUGAGUUUGGGAGUGUUUGUGUACUCCGUCAUUGCCUCAUUGCUGUGUAUUGUCUCUGCUGGAAUGGCUACAGCAGGAUAUAAUGCCUGGUGCUCAACAGUGGUGACAACCAUGAAAUUUAUACAGCCAGGGUAUCACUGGACGUGUGAGCAAGUGCCGCUUAUAUUCGCAGACGACCCGAAGUCUGAAAUUAUGUACCAUGGGCCCAUGAAGGCAGUGAUAGGUCUCUCAUGGGCUAAUGUCGUGGUUUGGAUAGGAAUAUGUGUAGGAUCAGCCUUGGCAUUUUACGCAAGCCUGCGCAUGCGUAAUAGCGGAAAUGGGAACUCGGAUACUCAAACAGAUUCAAGAGUCGUAUAAUAAAUGGGAAGGUAGUGGGUUCGACUCACACCAAAGUGGAGCGACUUUUUCAUAUAUCCGCCUUUAGCAUAGGAUUUGAUCCUUUGUUUCAAAAUAACUGUUCAGAUAUCAUUAGGAGACUGAUGAUAGUCCAAAGGAAGCACAUGUAUAUAUCAUGGGGAAUUGAUUAGCAUUGACAGACUUAUGAACAAAAUCUGGGUAUUUUCAUCAAAUGUAACAUGUACUUUAAGAAAUGAUUUUUUGUAUUAGUAGAAUGGUGGUUUUUGUCAUCACACAAGAAACGAGUGCAUAAAAUUGCAUGAAUUGAAGGCCAUAGGUCCCGAGGGUAGAUAUAUUAUGUUGACCAAGAGAUAAUAUUCUGAACC
Messenger RNA from Owenia fusiformis, 1237 nucleotides. The record is from the annotation of a GenBank genome assembly. Lineage: Eukaryota; Metazoa; Annelida; Polychaeta; Sabellida; Oweniidae.